Molecule: messenger RNA, 2337 nt
Organism: Maylandia zebra (zebra mbuna)
Lineage: Eukaryota; Metazoa; Chordata; Actinopteri; Cichliformes; Cichlidae
Product: 5-hydroxytryptamine receptor 3A
Biological process (GO): monoatomic ion transmembrane transport
Cellular component (GO): membrane
Molecular function (GO): transmembrane signaling receptor activity; extracellular ligand-gated monoatomic ion channel activity
Source: RefSeq, a predicted model, not a curated record
CUUCUUUCUCCUCAUCCUCAAAGGUGGAAAUACCUCCACUUUAGAGCUACAAGAUGAUGCUCAACUGAUGCCCAAUGAGACCAUGACCAGAGGCUGAUCACCCGCAGGAGGCACCAUAUAGGUCAGGUGCAAUAAGUGUUCAGUGGCAGUGCAGGGCACUUGCUUGUUGUUAGUUCCUGGAACAUGAAACAUCAGCACUCUUGUGAGAAAGGAGCCUGACCUAACGAAAAGGUUGAGAGACGGUGACUAGAUAUAGUCAGGCUCACCUCAGUACACAACUUCGGCUCUGGGAGCAAUCUGGAGCUGUCUAGUUUAUGUUUCCAAUGUGGAGUCGCCCUUGGUGAGAGAUAAAAAAGUAGAAAUUGAUGAACUUUGCAUUUUCCUGGCUGUUGCAAACCACCUGAACUUGACUAAAGACAAUAAUAAGUACACCAUGAGCCGGCCAGUUAGACACCACACUCACCCUUUGACAGUAGUGCUUGAAAUGAAAAUCUAUGCCAUCUUAGAUAUGAGGGAAAUUGACCAGACUUUAAUUUCUUACAUUUGGGUUUCUUUGAAAUGGAAAAAUGAGUACAUUUGGUGGGACCCAUAUCAGUUCUGUGGACUGAAAUACAUAACUGUCCCUACCGGAUAUUUGUGGAUACCAGACAUAACAAUUGAAGAGAUGACAGAGAAGGACAAAGCUACUCCGAGUCCCUAUCUCAGCAUUAGCUCAGCUGGCUGGGUUGAAUUCAGAAAUGACCAGGUUGUGCUAAGCACCUGCAAAAUGCAUGUUUACAAAUUUCCCUUUGAUAUUCAGAGCUGCAACCUUUCGUUCAAGUCUAUCCUGCACACUGAUGAAGAUAUACAGUUACACUACCAGGAAAACAACACUUUGAUCACACGGUUGUCUCGGGAAGUGAUGCACACACAGUACGAGUGGCUGUUCAUCAACAUGAUAGUCACCAACAAAACCAACCGCUUGAACUUCAACCAAACUUCUGUUGUUUAUACUAUUACCAUGAAGAGGAGGUCUAUCCUGUACAUUGUGAAUUUCAUUCUGCCAGUCCUCUUCUUCUUGUGUCUGGACUUGGCAUCAUUCCUCAUCUCAGAUACUGGGGGUGAGAAGCUCAGCUUCAAAGUCACCGUCCUGCUGGCUGUUACAGUGAUGCAGCUUAUCCUCAAUGACAUUCUGCCCUGUUCUUCAAACAAGGUUCCACUUAUAGCUGUCUACUGCAUUGGGAUAUUUGCUCUGAUGCUGCUCAGCCUCCUGGAGACAAUUUUGGUGAUGCAUCUGAUUGAGAAAGACUCUGCAGCUCAAGAUAACGAGACUAGUAGAGACCAAAGCACAGAUGUGAACUGUGGUGACAAAUCCAAUCCACACAGAAACCUUGAAAUUUCAGAUAGUCACUGUGCAUCUGUCUGUGAUGCACCUGCUGAAGAAAUGCAAUCGGUGAUCAAAGAGGGGAGCAGAAGUAAACUGACGGACGUGUCCUUUGCUGUGGAAAAAGUUUCAGAUGAACCAGGGGCAACUGAGAAACCAAUGAAUCGACUCAGCAGUAACAGGAAGGAAGAAAUGAAGUCAGGCUAUUGGACCAGAGUGGUUAAAAUCAUUAACAGGGCUUUCUUGAUUUUUUAUGUCUCAGCAGUCACUCUGUUUUUAGGGGUUAUGUUUAUAAUGUGGAACAGUUCUGAAGAUGAUGAUGGGUAGAAGAAAAACCCUCUCAAUAAAUAAAUUGCUAGUUUAAAAACAAAGUUAAACAUUUUGAAAUCAUUAUGCACCGUCUGUUUUCACACCUGUAGUUUCCAUGUAUUCAAACCAAAGAAGACAGAACAGUCAUUGAUGCAAUGUAGGCUGGUGAGAGUUCAUACUGGCAUGUUACAAAGUAAUCCAAAGAUGUAAACGUGGAGUCUGAUCCACACUGAUAAUGUAGUUAUGUUUAGUUAUCUAUUAUGCAUCAUCAAAUUUAAAAUGACCCACUGUAGAAAAUACUGACUUUUAAAGCAUUAUUACAAAACAAGUCUGUUUAAGCUUCUAAAGUUCAAACUGGUCGCAACUUUGUUAUAUUUAUUAAUUGCUUUUUACAGUUAAAGUUAAAAUGUACCAACUAGAUUAAUAUGAUAUAUUAUUUUAAAAUAUUUAUUUUUAAACUGUAAGUUGUUGUUUUUUUUUAACAUGUUGUACCGAAAGCUGAUAUGUACACAUUGGGUCGAACCCAGUCUGACCUCAAUGAUUAUUUUGGUCAUUGGAAUUUUGACUGGUACUCCUCUAUAUUGUACUUUCAUUUUCUUUGAAUUCAUUUAAAAUGUGUAUUUAUUUUGAUGAGAAUUUUAGUAAAGUGACAUCUGUUGCUGUAA